This is a messenger RNA of Rotaria socialis, 297 nucleotides long. The record is from the annotation of a GenBank genome assembly. NCBI's taxonomy places the organism in Eukaryota, Metazoa, Rotifera, Eurotatoria, Philodinida, Philodinidae.
AUGAAGUAUUUAGUCAAUUUAUUUUGCAUCAGUUUACUUUCAUUGGCAAUUUUUGCUGAUGAUUCUCAAAUAAACUCAAUUUUACCUGUAUUAAAUGAUGAUAAUGGCAAUGCAAUAUCGACUGACAAUGUUAUAGGUAGCAGCCAAAUAUUUAGUUAUCACGAAAACUACGAAAGCAGUAAUGCAGAAGGAGAUGCUGAGGAUGACGAAAAUGAUUUCUUCGAUGACAAUGAUGAUGAUGAUGAAGAGGACGAGAGCGACCUAUACAAGAACGAUGAUGUUGAUUCUAACGAAUAA